UCGGCCAGCGUAGAGUGGUGCUCUGGUGUGCACGCGCGCGUUCUGUGUGCUCUGAGCGCUGUAGCUACGCUUCGCGAUUCUUUUGUGACGAUCGGCGAUUGACAACUUGCCCGUUGCAGUGGAGGCGCUUGAUUAGUGGAAGGUUUUGGUGUUGUUUUGGUUCACUACGCUACGUUACGUACGAACCGCGGCUACCGCGAACGACCGGUCGACCGGAGCAGUGAAACCUGUUUCGCGAGAUCCGCGACCGUUUAUUGGUGUGGAUAACCAGUACAAACCAGUUCCAAGCCCGCCGGUGGGCAAAUCCCAAGCUGUAGAUUGUGUGUCGUGGGCGCAAGAAUAACGAUUUUCCCGAGUAUCUUCUACCGAAAAUUCCGAAGAACUGGUCUCGGGUUAGCGUAGCCGCCGGUCGCCGAGCCCGAUAAUUUGUUGACAUUCGGUUCCGUUCGAACCGUAAGGUGCCAAAAUGUGUCUCGCCGUGGUAACAGUCCGACGGUAGCUAUCGUCUAGUGUCGAGCUAACGAACUGCUGCUGCUGCUGCUGCUGCUGCUCAUCAGAACGUGGUCCCUACUCGUGUGUGUUCUCGUUCUGUGAAAGCGAACGUCUUUCAGUCUGGGAGAAUGGGUGGCCGGAUCUUCGCUUCGCUGCUGGUGCUGUUCGGUGUGCGGUACAGUGCGUGCAACAGUUUGCCGUGUGAUUUCAUCGAUUCGGUCAACAUCACGGACGGGGUGCGGCUAGCGAACGGUAGCAUCAACCACAACGGUAUCCUCUACAGUCCAACCUACUACCGGGAGAUCGACUACGAGUAUGAGGACUUUGCGACGCGCAAGUACGUUCCACCGUACAUCCGGGGGUGUCUGUGCGCGGUGCGGAUCUGCGUACGUUUAUGCUGUCGUGACAAUGAGCAUCUGGCCAUCGGUUGCACAAAGGCGGACAUGGUGUUCCCGAUCCGGGCCAACGUUAGUGUGAACGCGACCCGGGAAAUGAUCGAUCUGCGUGAGAGUCCACUUUAUGGGUUCCUGCACGGUAAGCCCUGUGCCCAGGUGUACGAGUUGUUGCCACAAGACAGUCCCCACGAUGAGUGGACGAUCGCAAGGAAUGGUAGCCUUAUCAUUGAGGAGGGCAUGCUGAUACCACGGAACCAGUACUGUCUAGCCCCGCGUUACAACGAGACCUACGUAUCCGGCCUGGUUUGCUUCGUGGCCGAUCCCGAGUUCCGGUAUCAACUAUACCCGGUCGGCAUGCUGAUUUCGGUGCCAUUCCUUCUGAUGACAUUCUUCGUGUACGCCUGCAUCCCGGAGCUACGCAACAUGCACGGAAAAUCGCUGAUGUGUUACGUGCUGGGCCUGAGCGUCGGUUACACGGUGCUGUCGUUGGUUCAGCUGAAGGUGUUCCCUGGUUCGAGCAUCUCGUGCGCUAUCUCCGGCUACAUCGUCUACUUCUCCUUCAUGGUUAGCUUCUUCUGGCUCAACGUCAUGUCCUUCGAUAUCUACUGGACGUUCAAAGGCGUGACUGGUGUUCGCAGCACGGAAACGAAAAAGUUCGUCCUGUACUCGCUGUACGCGUGGGGCUGUCCGAUUCUGCUGGUAGCGGCCGCUCUCGUGGCCGACCACACGGAACUGGUGCCCGUCUAUCUGCGUCCACAGUUUGGCCUUACCCGGUGUCUCUAUGUUGAGAACAAGCUGAUCGAGUUUAUCUACCUGUACCUACCGCUGCUGAUUCUGGUGUUUAUGAAUGUGCUGUUCUUCGUCGUUACCGCAAUACGCAUCUUCAAGAUCCAGUGCGAAACGUCCAUGAUACGCCGGGGUGACUCGAAGCGCCAUACCAAGCUGGACAAUGAUCGUGAUCGCUUCGGACUGUACCUACGGCUGUUCAUAGUGAUGGGUGUGACCUGGUCGCUGGAAAUCAUCUCCUGGGUCGUCGAUAACAAUGCGUGGAUUUUCUACGUCUCGGACGUGUGCAACUGCAUCCAAGGGUUUCUCAUUUUUGCACUGUUCGUGUUGAAGCAGAAAAUCAAACGAUUGAUCUACCGCCGGUUCGGAAUACGAGAGGUACGGCAGGAGCAAGCGAUGUCCUCGUGCAGCACGCGCACCACCGCCUCCACGAUGUCCUCCUUCAAUGGGUCCAAGUCGGAGAAACCGUUAGUCUUGACAAACAAUUCCAGCUUGGCACCGGUUCCGUCACGACGUCUGAUGGUGCAGUGCGCAGCUUAUCGAUACCGCGCACCGAUAAGACGAACCACUAGCUGGUGGUGGUUGUGGUGCUGCUGGUUUGGAUGCGUGUUGUGGCUAUCAGGUGUACCGAGCCGGGUCAGUGGUGCCGUAGAACGAUGCUCAGGGCUAGAAGCGAUAGAUCUCACCAACGGUACCAUCGUCACCGAUGAUGGAGUGAUCGAGCAUGAGGGCAUCCGCUACAGUGCCUCCCAGUACUUCCGGGACGAGUCCGGAGUACGGCGGGGUUGCGUUUGCCGGGUACGUCAGUGUAUCUACGUGUGCUGCACGACAUCCGUCGAUCAGUGUUUGGUGAGCGAGUUGCAGGUGAACAUCACGGAACCGACGGUCGGGAGCCAACAUACGGAGGAUCUGAUGGCGGAUGACCGGUAUUAUCUGCUGUACGCGUUACCUCCCUGCGACGGUGGCCAUAUGCUGGCCAUCAACUGGGACGAAUUCCUGCUCCACUCGGGUGGCCAGCUGGCGUACGGGACGUCCCUGUUCGGGUACGAGCACUUUUGUCUCCUGGCCGCCGAUGAGGACGGUCUGGUGAAUGCCGGAUUCUGCGAGACGAUCGACAUCAAUGUGGCGCACCGUUGGUACUCGGUUGGGUUCCUGGUGUCGAUUCCCUUCCUUGUGGUUACGUUCAUAGUGUACGCGCUGCUACCGGAAAUGCAGAAUGUGCCCGGCAAGUCGCUGAUGUGCUACGUGGCAGCGCUAACGGCAACCUACAUUUUGCUAGCCCUGAUGCGCUGGGCAGUGUAUGACCUUCUUUCACCCACGUGCUACAUUACUGGGUACAUCGUAUACUUUACGCUACUCGCCGGGUUCUUCUGGCUCAAUGUAAUGUCCUUCGAUAUCUACUGGACGUUCGGUGGAACCCGAGGGCGGACGACUGAGCGCAGAAAGUUCCUCUUCUACUGCCUGUACGCCUGGGGCAUACCGGUGCUCAUUCUGUCGCUGGUGCUGCUGUUUGACCACACGGAGCUUAUCGCAAAGGAUAUGCGGCCACAGAUCGGUGAAAGCCGAUGCUACCUCAAGGAGGACAAGUUGGUCGAGUUCCUGUACAUGUACCUCCCGCUGCUGGUCCUGGUCGGUGUGAAUGUGUUCUUCUUUGCCGUGACGGCAAGGCGUAUCUAUCAAAUGGAACAGGCAACAGCAACCGCCCUAUCCAGUGAAUCGCGACGGCACGCCAAGUACGAAAAAGACCGCUACAGGUUCAGUCUCUAUGUCCGACUGUUCACCAUCAUGGGUGUGACCUGGGCGGUGGAGAUAAUAAGCUGGCUCCUCAGCAAACCGAGCUUAGCCUCUUCGCACUGGCUGGUGUAUGUGCUGGACGUGUGCAAUUGUUUCACCGGGAUCGCCAUCUUCUUUCUGUUUGUCUGGAAGCAGAAGGUGAAGACACUGUUGCUGCAGCGAUUCUCCAAGCAACGAGCGACCGGACGCAAGGGACACCAGGCGUACGCCACUAGCACUAUCAGCACGACUCAAUCGACGGAAGCGAAACAUGACCCAAACACCACCAUUACCCUUACCGAUAUGACUCAUGCAAAUUGAUGUAUUUACACGAUGCCCCCAUGUCUAGUCGUUAGCACGUACGCGGUAUGCGUGAAACAUAACUGGCGGCACACGAAACACUCGGCACACGAUCAUUGGCUAUCACAAGAGCGACGCGUCGUUCUCACCGUCGUCUGCACACUGAAUUGGUGCCCAUCUACCACCAGUUUCAUCUUGUUGUUCCGGUUCCUUCGCUUUCUAACAACGCAGAACAUCCAAAGUAUUAAACCGUGGUUUCGUGGUGUGACGCUGUGGUAUCAAAGGUUUUUGGUGCACAAAGCAGGAAGAUUGGUCGUAAAUUGUAAGACCUCGGUAUUGAUUAACCCAUUUUGCAGCACAUUCUGUCGUCAUCGAAAACUGUUGUAACUCUAUUGUAAAAGGGUGUUCAUAAUUUUGCCAUAUUAUCUUUUGCAUCUUUCUUCUUCUUCAGUAAGCAGCCUGAAACCUGUGUGCGCACACCGGGAGAUCCUAGACCGGAAGACCUUAAACCGGGGCUGGGAGAUAGUACUUAAUUCGGUUGCAAACCCCGUUACAAAGGGCCAGCGCGAAGAUCUAGCUUAGCAGCUAAAUAGUAUUAUUUAUUUGAUAGCAUCCAGCGUUAUGGUACAUGACAAUCCUGCCCGCCUGAAACAUAAUAUUGAAACAAAGUAUAAGUUCAUGCGAAAGAGAAUAGGGUGCUUUGUGUGGAUUCGAAUGAGUCAUUACUGAGCGAUGAGAUUGAUAGUUUUAUAUCGUCUUCUGGGUCAUUGUGCGCUAUAAAUAGACGCGUUCGGCAUUUUACCCAGAGCAUGAACAUAUGUUUUGGACUCCAUAUUCCAGCGACUAGCAAGAUUGUGGCUAUAUCAUCGGUUAACAGAUGUUGAUCUGAAUCGUCUGGUAAUUGUUGUACGUGUUAGAUUGGAAUAGCUUGACAUUGACCUAGCAUUGUAAAUGAUAUCGAUUCAUGUAAAAUAUCAAAGUAAUUUUUACUUCUUAGGAACAUCAAAUGUGUCUACUAGAGGGAAUAUAAAAAUACAGCAUAACACUUCUAUAUUCAACGGAGGAAUAUAGCGGAGUAACAUCAUUACCAGUAAAUUCAGUUUUGAUCGGUUCUAUAACUCCUCCUUUUAUCACAGAUUCACCGAUCAGUCAAACCAUAGCAGUUCUAAGGACAGCACUGAUAUUUAAUUUUCAUUUUUUAUACUAUUUGUUUGCUAAGCUAUUAAUUAAUUUAAGAUUAUGUGCACAACGGUAUCACCAUCUGUUCUUUUCAGGGGAAGGAACAUGAUAUAACAUAAAGCCUCAUGUUAAUGCUAAUGCUAAUUAUGUUUUUUUUUUAUUUUAAGUACAAUCAUCCUUUGUGAAUUCAUAAAAUGAAAAAUAAAGUCAACAUGUUAGAUUUGAUGCAAA
This is a messenger RNA of Anopheles aquasalis, 5156 nucleotides long. RefSeq lists its product as uncharacterized. NCBI's taxonomy places the organism in Eukaryota, Metazoa, Arthropoda, Insecta, Diptera, Culicidae. Gene Ontology annotation, molecular function: G protein-coupled peptide receptor activity. The record is from RefSeq and is a predicted model, not a curated record. Gene Ontology annotation, biological process: cell surface receptor signaling pathway; G protein-coupled receptor signaling pathway. Gene Ontology annotation, cellular component: plasma membrane.